AUGGAUUGGACUCAAAGCGUCCUGACUGCCGAUCCUAAGAUUGUUACAGAGCAAAACUCUAAACUUCUACAAAUAGAAGAAAGGAUGCAAACUAAACUCACAAAUCUGGAAAACAGAGUGAAAAAUAUAACCAAAGAAAUGUCCACAAAGUCGUGUCCAUCAAAUUGGAUACCGUUUGGGUCUUCUUGUUACAAUAUCAGAGCACAGGAGAAGUCGUGGUACCAUGCAGCUAUGGAGUGUCUACAGUAUGGUGCAAAACUAGUCGAGAUAGAAACAAAGCAAGAAAACGAUUUUCUGAAACAAAGAAUUAGAAUAUAUGAUGAAGAUCUUCUGAAACAAAACAUCACCACAUAUAGUGAAUAUAAAAAAUUUUGGAUCGGUGGAACAGAUAAAAUCAUAGAGGGAAGAUUUGUCUGGGCCUCUACCGGAAAUUUGCUUUCUUUCACGGACUGGGACGCAAUAUUAAUGGAACCAAAUGACAGAGGAGGCAAUGAAGACUGCAUAGAAAUCUCCAGUUUUCCAACAAGAAGAGGAAUAUGGAAUGACGCUAACUGUGCCGCUGAGUUUUAUUUCAUAUGUGAAAGAUCUCUUUAA
Messenger RNA from Saccostrea echinata, 594 nucleotides. RefSeq names its product low affinity immunoglobulin epsilon Fc receptor-like. NCBI's taxonomy places the organism in Eukaryota, Metazoa, Mollusca, Bivalvia, Ostreida, Ostreidae. The coding region runs from base 1 to 594 and encodes 197 amino acids. The record is from RefSeq and is a predicted model, not a curated record. The transcript is spliced from 5 exons.